Messenger RNA from Rhinichthys klamathensis goyatoka, 3254 nucleotides. Its product is annotated as zgc:123305. The record is from RefSeq and is a predicted model, not a curated record. The transcript has 20 exons. NCBI's taxonomy places the organism in Eukaryota, Metazoa, Chordata, Actinopteri, Cypriniformes, Leuciscidae. Bases 160 to 3099 code for a protein of 979 amino acids. Gene Ontology annotation, molecular function: phosphatidate phosphatase activity; transcription coactivator activity. Gene Ontology annotation, cellular component: nucleus. Gene Ontology annotation, biological process: triglyceride biosynthetic process; cellular response to insulin stimulus; fatty acid catabolic process.
UUCACUGACACUUGUGAAACAAACUCACACGUCAACAGAGGGCGUGUCCCGAGACGAGUCCUAGCCUGUCAUUGGAUGUCAUUUGAUUGACGUGCUCACGUGGGCGUUAGAGUGCAGGAAGUUUCUAAUGAAUCGCUGUUGUGUUUUGAGUCCCAGACCAUGAACUACGUGGGUCAGCUGGCCGAGACGGUGUUUGUGACGGUGAAGGAGCUUUAUCGCGGUCUGAACCCGGCCACACUCACCGGUGGCAUCGACGUGAUCGUGGUUCGCCAGCCUGAUGGCACUUACCAGUGUUCCCCGUUCCACGUCCGCUUCGGGAAACUGGGAGUCCUGCGGUCCAAAGAGAAAGUGGUGGAUAUCGAGAUCAACGGGGAGCCUGUGAGCCUGCAUAUGAAGCUGGGAGAUAAUGGAGAGGCGUUCUUCGUGGAGGAGAACGAGGAUUUUGAGACGAGGGUUCCCGCUCAUCUCUGCACCUCUCCGAUCCCCACUGAUGUUCUCGAAGUGUCCGAGACAACCGAGUCUUCCGUCACGUCUUCCUCCAGUCGACGCAAAAAACGCCGGCGUAAACGUGCUCGUUCAGACAACCAUCAGCAGCGUGAGGACGACAGAUCCUCCUCGGACGAGAAGGGAGAAAGUCUAGACCAGGAUUUCCUCAAGGACGAGUCGCUUUUGGCGGCCAGUAAGUCUAUAUACUUCUCGCUGUCAGAGGAACCCUACGAGGAAUCGUGUGGCGCUCCGAGAGACGUUCAUCCUCACUCUGAGGGAGAGUGUUCUGUUAGCGAGAGUGUGUUCUACAGUCGGCCCUCCUCUCCUAAGAGUGAUUCUGAGUUAUGCAAGCCGCAGGAGUCUUUAGGACCUCAGAUGCAGUGGAACUGGGGCGCUUUUCCAAAGGUGUGUCAGGCAGAGAGGGAUGAAUCUGAUUCGCUGCCCUCCUCCAUUACGCCCGCUGACCACUCCCACUUUCGUACCAUCCAUCGGCAAUCAUCCUUCGACAGUGACAACCCUGACUCUGUUGUGACUGUGGUGAGACCAGAACCUCAGAUUGGUACGACCAGCCAUGACCAAGUGGUUUCUUCAUCCUUUAAGGUCACCGAAACGGAUGUAGUGACCUUUCAAUCCGCAGACGACUCCUUGACCACACUGGAAAACAUCGAGAUUAGAGACUUAACAUCUGAAACUGUUAGCAGCACAGACAAUGAUACUAAAACGUAUGAUAUAACUAGCUCUGCUAAUACAAUCCAUGGGACCAAUGCUGUCAACAAUGCAGGUAUUUCAGAUGCUGACAUAGAAAGCCAAGAGACCUGGGAUGAGGAUAAUAUCUCCAAAAUCCAAACCAUUACCCAUGUCACGUUCAGUGAGACUGAAUCAAAGGUUUUAGAAGCAGAAACUGAAAUAAACUCAAUCACGGUUUUACCAAAACACCAAAGCUCAGCUGAAAAACUGACUCUCAGGACAGGAGACUCAGAGGAGGGGGCGGGAUUAGAGACUUCACUGACCAAUCAGGACGCUGACAACGCUAGAGUGACGGAGUCCAUCGUCCAAUCAGAGGAUCAGACAGCUCUCGAGUCGUCCUCUAAAGCCUCAGACUCUCAGGACAAGAGGAAAGUCAAGCGGAGUCAACAUUUGGGACCGUCUGAUAUCUAUCUAGACGACCUCUUAAGUCUUAACCCUGAAGUCGCUGCCCUCUAUUUCCCCAAGAGCGAGGCAGAGUCGUCGGAUCUGCGCUCGUCCCACCCGUCGGAUCCGUCUCCUCCCUCGGGUCAGCUUUCCCCUCAGUCUCUGGGCAGCACCAACGCAGACAGCGGCACUGAGUAUCUGUCCGACUCCACGACUGACACUUUGGACGUCACCAUGUCUCUUUGCGGGAGAGGAGACAUCAGUCAGAUCAGUAAAGAGAAGUUUACAGAGCAUCUUGUCAAGUAUCAAGACUUUGUCAACAACCCUGGAAUAAUUGAAGACCCAAACCUGGUCAUCUGCAUCAACUCAAAGUAUUAUAACUGGGCUGUUGCUGCUCCAAUGAUUCUGUCAGUUCAAGCUUUCCAGAAGACUUUACCAAAGAGCACCAUUGAGCAACUAGUCAAAGAUAAGAUGCCCAAGAAGUCAGGCCGCUGGUGGUUCUCCUGGAGGAGGAAAGAAUUGAACAAUAUUGCGGGAAACACAAAGGCCGACUCAGAAGGGAAUCAGCUUGAAGCAUCUGCCGCUGUUCCUGGACCCUCUUCCCUGAAGAGUUCUGUUGAACUCUCGAGCGAUGAGGAUGGUUCUGUGUCCAUGAUGAAGACCAGUGAGAUGAUGCAGUGCAUCAGUCAGAUGUAUCGCAAAUCCCUCCGGCUGACCUCUGAACAGAUCGAGAGUCUAAAUCUGCGUGAAGGGGCCAAUAAUGUUGUGUUCAGUGUGACCACGCAGUACCAGGGCACCUGCCGCUGCGAAGCCGCCAUUUACCUGUGGAACUAUGAUGACAAAAUCAUCAUCUCAGACAUCGAUGGAACCAUCACUAAGUCAGAUGCGCUGGGUCACAUCUUACCGCAGCUGGGGAAAGACUGGACUCAUCAUGGCAUCGCUAAACUAUAUCACAAAAUACAUCAGAAUGGUUAUAAGUUCCUGUACUGUUCGGCUCGAGCGAUAGGCAUGGCAGACAUCACUAAGGGUUACUUACAGUGGGUCAAUGAUAGAGGAACUGUCCUGCCCAAAGGACCAGUGCUACUGGCUCCCAGCAGCCUGUUUUCAGCCUUACACAGGGAGGUGAUUGAGAAGAAGCCGGAGGUGUUUAAGAUCGCCUGUCUCACUGAUAUCAGAGAUCUGUUCAGUCCCAUCAGACAUCCCUUCUACGCAGCCUUCGGCAACAGAACUAACGAUGCAUACGCUUAUAAGGAGGUUGGUGUGCCUGAAACUCACAUAUUCACUGUCAACCCGAAAGGAGAACUCAUACAAGAAAAGACCAAAGGAAACAAGUCCUCCUACUCUCAUCUCAGCGAGAUGGUGGAUCACUUCUUCCCUUUCUUCUGUAAAGAUUCCUCCACGUCCUUCAACUGUCCCGAGUUCAGCCAUUUCUCGUUCUGGAGGGAGCCGUUGCCUCUGCUGGAUCUCGCCGAUCUGAUCUAGUCUGGUUUAACUCCACACCAAUCAUCUCUCAGUGACGAUCUAUUACCUCUUUCUCAACACUUCUUCUUUAUAUAGAGCCGAAUGUGUCUGUGCAUUUACAGCGAAACCUGAUGUAGCAUUUAAACUGGAGAUGUACACACACAAGUCUGCGAGUC